Danio rerio (zebrafish) is the source of this 1480-nucleotide messenger RNA. It is a transcript of the gene adh8a, whose product is annotated as alcohol dehydrogenase 8a. Gene Ontology annotation, molecular function: zinc ion binding; oxidoreductase activity; alcohol dehydrogenase (NAD+) activity. The record is from RefSeq and is marked validated. NCBI's taxonomy places the organism in Eukaryota, Metazoa, Chordata, Actinopteri, Cypriniformes, Danionidae.
UUGCGUCAUCCUUAUAAAACUAGAGUAUAAAAACAAUCACCAGAGAAUCUCUUUCUCUCUUUUCAUUCAUCACAGCAAUACGACUACACUGGGAAAUGGCCACUGCAGGGAAGGUGAUCAAAUGUCGGGCCGCUGUUGCCUGGGAGCCCAAGGCUCCUCUGAUGAUGGAGGAAAUAGAAGUUGCCCCACCACAGGAAGGAGAAAUACGAAUUAAGGUUAUAGCUACAGGACUUUGUCACACCGACCUUUACCAUCUGGUUGAUGGGGACAAGCGAGGUUUUCCUGUCGUACUGGGACACGAGAGCGCUGGUGUAGUGGAGAGUGUUGGGCCUGGAGUCACUGAUUACAAACCAGGUGAUAAGGUCAUCCCCCUCUUCCUCUCUCAGUGUGGAAAAUGCAAGUUCUGCAAGUGUCCAAAAACAAACCUGUGUGAAAGCAGCUGGGCAACUAAAUAUCAUGACAUUAUGGCUGAACCUACAAGCCGCUUCACUUGCCGUGGCCAGACCAUCUUGCAGUUCAUGGGAACCAGCACCUUCUCCGAGUACACCGUCAUCAACCAAAAUGCUGUGGCAAAGAUUGACGAAAAUGCUCCUCUCGACCGCGUGUUUUUGCUCGGCUGCGGCAUCACUACUGGUUAUGGAGCUGCAGUCAACACAGCUGGGGUUACUCCAGGCUCUGUGUGUGCUGUAUUCGGACUCGGUGCUGUCGGUCUGGCUGCAGUCAUGGGCUGUAAAAACGCCGGAGCAUCUCGCAUCUUUGCUGUGGAUAUCAAUGAAAAGAAGUUUGAGAAGGCCAAGGUGUUUGGAGCCACAGAUUUCCUGAAUCCGAAAGCAUACAAUAAACCCAUCUCUGAAGUGCUGAUAGAAAUGACCAAUGGAGGAGGAGUGGACUUCUCAAUCGAGUGCACGGGGAACACUGAAGUAAUGAGAAGUGCGCUGGAGUCGUGUGCUAAAGGUUGGGGUGUGAGCGUUGUGGUUGGAUGGACUAAUGUGCAAGACUUUUCUGCAAAGCCAAUUCAGCUCAUAUAUGGGAAAACCUGGAAAGGAUCUCUGUUUGGAGGUUUUAAGUGCAAGGAUUCAGUUCCGAAACUGGUUCGUGACUACAUGUCUGGCAAAAUAAUGCUUGAUGAGUUUAUAACCCACAAAAUGAAUCUGGAGCAGGUCAACGAUGCCAUCAACCUCAUGAAAACUGGACAAGGCAUUCGAACCAUCAUGACUGUAUCCAAAUGAGAAGCAAACUGUCGUCACAGGACCAGUUUCUACACUACAGUUAUUGUGAUUAGCUUUCUCUGCAGCUGUUUGCAUUCCAUGAUCCUCUUUAAUGGCAUAUUGCAUCUGCUUUAUGAAGUGAUUCAUAAGUGCAUGUAAACAUUUAACACUAAACACUGUUCUAUUCAUCUGCAAGGCAAAACGCUUCUGAAAUAUUUUGCAAGAAAAAGUAAUCCUUGGCAAAUAAAAAAGAGACAAGCAUAUAUAAAUCA